Vicia villosa (hairy vetch) is the source of this 3007-nucleotide messenger RNA. RefSeq names its product protein NEDD1. Gene Ontology annotation, molecular function: gamma-tubulin complex binding; protein binding. Lineage: Eukaryota; Viridiplantae; Streptophyta; Magnoliopsida; Fabales; Fabaceae. The transcript has 10 exons. Gene Ontology annotation, biological process: regulation of mitotic spindle organization; regulation of phragmoplast microtubule organization; regulation of microtubule nucleation. Gene Ontology annotation, cellular component: kinetochore microtubule. The record is from RefSeq and is a predicted model, not a curated record. The coding region runs from base 157 to 2493 and encodes 778 amino acids.
UAAAUGCAUCAAUUAAUUAAUCAAUGAAAUUCAAAAAACAAAAAAGUUAACGGGUAAUCUCUGAUGCAGUUUUGAAUACCCGGUUUCUAAUUCAAAUCCAUUUUCACACCAUCAGCAUUUUCGGUUACAGCGGCGAGAAAUUUCUCGGAUCCGUCAAUGUCGUUGUUGGCUGCCAGUGGCGGCGACACCGUCAAACUCUUCGACGCUUCCGACAAGCUAUUCGACUCUUCCAUCAACUCCGGCGAUCCUUGCAUCCUUAACUUCACUCCUUCUCCUGGCUUUCAAGUCAAUUCAGUCAAGUGGAAUCACACUAAUUUGGUUGUUGCAAGUGCUGGUGAUGAUAAUCGGAUCUCUUUCUGGCGUAAGAAUGGACAAAGCAUGGGGACUAUUCCGGUUGAUAAUGUUGACAACAUUGAGGAGUCAAUACUGGCCAUCAGUUUCAGCAAUAAGGCAUCCAGAUAUAUGUGUUCUGGAGGAAGUGAUCAAGUUGUAAAGAUAUGGGAUUUGCAAAGGAAGCGCUGUAUUAAAAGGUUUAAGGGUCAUACUAAUACUGUCACGGGUGUAAUGUACAAUUGUAAAGACGAGCAUUUGGCUUCUAUCAGCCUCAAUGGGGACCUUAUACUGCAUAACCUUGCCUCUGGGCAAAGGACAGCCGAACUCAAAGAUCCCAAUCAACAGAUGUUGAGAGUUCUUGAUUAUUCUCGGGUUAGUCGUCACCUUCUUGUGACAGCUGGUGAUGAUGGGACAGUACAUCUGUGGGAUACAACUGGACGCAGUCCUAAGGUUUCAUGGAUGAAGCAGCAUUCGGCCCCAACUGCUGGCAUUAGCUUCUCUCCAUCCAACGAUAAGAUCAUUGCUAGUGUUGGCCUUGAUAAGAAAUUAUACACUUAUGACUCUGGAUCUAGAAGACCAACAUCUAGCAUUUCUUGUGAAGCUCCUUUUUCUUCUGUAGCCUUCAAAGAUGAUGGUUGGAUGCUGGCUGCCGGAACUAGCAAUGGACGUGUGGCUUUCUAUGAUGUCCGUGGAAAACCACAACCUGUUGGUGUUCUUCACGCUUAUGGUAGUUCAGAGGCUGUUACAAGCUUAUGUUGGCAAAGAUCAAAACCAGUUAUUGUCGAUGAAAGGAAUUGCACUGCUGAGACUGCUCUUGUGGGAGAUUCUGUUGAAGAUUCAAUCCUUAUGCCUGAUCCUUUACCUCCUGCAACUUCAUCUAGCAUUCCCCUAUCUACAUCAUUGUCUAGUACUUGGAAUUCUGGUAGGCUGGGUGCUUCCAUUGACACAUCUUUGCUUGCAACAUCCAGCAGUGAAUUUAUAACAAGCCUACCAACUGUGUCUAUUGGAGAGGAAACACCAAUCCGAAACAAUUUACGGCUAGGUGGAACACUGUCCAGGUUGAAUGCUCCGCGUUAUAAAUUGACGGAGGAAAUAGAUGUAUUCUCCCCUCUUGUGGAUGUUACACCAAUAACACCUUCAAUGUGGGAUGGAAAUGGGGUAAAGAAGGAUAUUUUAUCAUCCAGUCGAAGAUUUCCAAAUUCAGAAGUCGUAACCAGUGAUCAUGCAAUAGCUGAUUGGAAGUCCGGCUCUACUGCCAAGCAGGAUAUCACUCAAUCUUCCUUUCCAUUUGCGGGGAUAACUCCUCCAUCCACAAAGAGUGAAGAAUCUUCCAUCACUCCUCCAGAGGCAUGGGGUGGUGAGAAGUUAGCUGAUAAAUAUAUUUACCCACGUCAGGCAAAUGCACCAUCUCGUUUUGGGAUGUUAGCUUCCAGUGGUCAGGCAGCAGGAUUGACGUUUUCUGGAGUGCAAGAUACAUCCUCAUCAUCUGGUAUCAGUCCCUAUACCAGUUCAAGCCUAAAAUUUUCCAAUUUGCGCACCAAAGAUGUUUCUACAGGCCAGGAAACUUCACUGGGGUUUUCUGAUCACAUGUCCUCUACUUCUUUGCUCUUUCCCAUCAAUACAAAAGCCAGCAUUGGACAGGCAAACAUUGAGUCUCCAAAAAUAUCUGAUUCUCCUAGAAUGCAAUCCUUUUCUAAAAGAAUUUCUAGUUAUGCAGAAAGAAUAAGCACUGCACCUGCUUUCAGCGAUGGUGCAUCUCUUGCAGGUGGUUCACCUAAGAUUAAGAAAUCAGGAGCAGAAACCAGAGAGGAACUUCUAAAUAGCUUGCUAUUGAAGUCAGACAUAUCUAUCCCAACAGAAGCAGGCUCUCUACUGACAAAUGGAACAAUACCACAACAGAAAGCAUCUCAGUCAGAUGCACAAGGAUCUUCAUUUACACUUCAGCUUUUUCAGCGGACCCUGAACGAAACUCUAGGUUCCUUUCAGAAAUCUAUACACGAGGAUGUGAGAAACGUCCAUCUUGAAGUAUUAAGACAGUCUCAUCUGCACGAGAUGGAAAUGUCAACCAUGAUGAACUUAAUUCUGGAAAAUCAAGCUAAGUUGGUGAAAGAAAUGGAGGCUCUGCGUAAGGAAAACGAGCAGCUUAGACAAUUGCUUUGACUGAUGUGAAUAAGGUCACUACAUUUUUCUGACAGCAUCUUUAUCCCGUGGGAUCUGUUUAACUUUUGCAGACUAGCAAUUUAUCUUUGAUUUGUGACACACAAUUGGGUUUCGGCUUUUUGAUUGCGGUGGUUGGAAAACAAAAAAAAUAUCACAAGUGGAUUGCAUGUUACUGGAAUAGGUAUUGAAAGUGUAUAGAGGUGGUUUUUUAAUUAUGGAAUUUUUUUGUUGGGUGAUCUAUAUUUUGCAGAUUAUAUAUAUAUGGAAUCAAGUAUAUAAAUUAAAAAGGUGAUGAUAUAUUUGGUUUAAUAAGAGUCAGUUUGGUUGGUUCAAAUGGGAGGAUGAGAUGAAUUAUUUUUCUAAGGGAAGGAAUGGAAGAGAUUUUGUGGAAGAAAGCUAAAUUGAUUUAGGAGGGAUUUCAAGUACAAGUGUUUUAAAUAAUCUCUUCCCACCCCUAUGCUAAAAUUAAACUAAACAUUAUUCAAUAUUUAAAAUAAUCUUUUUCCUUGAAUGA